Messenger RNA from Schizosaccharomyces japonicus yFS275, 1092 nucleotides. Its product is annotated as 60S ribosomal protein L2. Gene Ontology annotation, biological process: translation. The transcript has a single exon. Gene Ontology annotation, cellular component: ribosome; cytosolic large ribosomal subunit. Bases 1 to 1092 code for a protein of 363 amino acids. Gene Ontology annotation, molecular function: structural constituent of ribosome. The record is from RefSeq and is a predicted model, not a curated record. NCBI's taxonomy places the organism in Eukaryota, Fungi, Ascomycota, Schizosaccharomycetes, Schizosaccharomycetales, Schizosaccharomycetaceae.
AUGGCAGCCGCUCGUCCUACAGUGAGUGUUUACUCAGUUCAAGGUGCAGUCUCUGAGAGCACUGUGCCUCUUCCCUUCGUGUUCAAGGCUCCCAUCCGCCCUGAUGUGGUCCGCUCUGUUCACACUGCCGUCGCCAAGAACAAGCGUCAAGCUUACGCCGUUUCUGAGAAGGCCGGUCACCAAACCUCUGCUGAAUCCUGGGGUACUGGUCGUGCCGUUGCUCGUAUUCCCCGUGUCGGUGGUGGCGGUACUCACCGUUCCGGUCAAGCUGCCUUUGGUAACAUGUGUCGUAGCGGUCGCAUGUUUGCUCCUACCAAGACCUGGCGUAAGUGGCAUGUGAAGGUCAACCAGAACCAAAAGCGUUAUGCUAUUGCUUCCGCUGUUGCUGCUUCUGGUGUUCCUUCUCUCCUUCUUGCUCGUGGUCACCGCGUCGAGGAGAUCGCUGAGGUUCCCUUGGUUCUUGCCGACGAGGUCGAGUCUAUCAAGAAGACCAAGGAGGCUGUUGCUGUCCUUAAGGCUGUCAAGGCCUACCGUGACGUCGUUAAGGUCGCCAACUCUCGCAAGCUUCGUGCUGGCAAGGGUAAGAUGCGCAACCGCCGUUACGUCCAACGUCGUGGCCCCCUUGUUGUUUACAACGAGGAUGCUGGCAUUACCAAGGCCUUCCGCAACAUUCCCGGUGUCGAGCUCGUCAACGUCCGUCGCCUCAACCUCCUUCAAUUGGCUCCCGGUGGACACUUGGGACGCUUCGUCAUGUGGACCAAGUCUGCUUUCGCUCUCCUUGAUGCCCUCUUCGGCAGUGCCACUGAGGCUUCCGAGUUGAAGAAGAACUACUUCCUCCCCACUAACAUCAUGGCUAACGCCGACGUUACUCGUCUCAUCAACUCUGACGAGAUUCAAAGCAGCAUCAAGGCCGCUGGCCCUGCUCGCGUUAAGCGUUCUCACGUUCUCAAGAAGAACCCUCUCAAGAACAAGGCCAUCAUGGCUCGUCUUAACCCUUACGCCAAGGCUUACAAGGCUAACGUCAAGAUCAACACUACCAAGACUCCCAAGGCUGCCGGUGAGAAGUUCUUGGCCGUUCUCGCUGAGAACUAA